AUGGAACGCCGGCAAGACCAGGGAUCAAAGAAUCGCAAAGGCCUCGUCGUGGACACGAGCGGCCUCUUUGCUGCAGGGCCUGCUUCGUCGGAAGGGUCUUCGGCGCGCUUCACGCCCAGUCCGUAUGAUCUGCGGUACUUUCCUCGAGGCGAAAGGCCUCGCACUCCGACUCAAUACCACGACGAUGUCGCCUUCAACUCGGCCAACGGCACGGCAGCAACUCAAGUCCAUGACCUCACCCGCGGCGACUUGACGGAAUCGUUUCCCCCAUCCAACGAAUCAGCCUGGCCACAAGUCCACCUUGUUCCGCGCGACCUUGCCCGUCUCAAUCAACAGCUGGCCGAUAGCACGUAUGGCUCGUACGAGUCUCCCAUUUCUCGAAAGUACGGCCACAUCGGCAGCUCUUUUCUUCAGCACGAGCCAAGCCUGGCUACCUUGGACAAGGCAACAGACGACCUCGGCCGCGCCAUCCAGUCUCCGCCAUACGACCUGAAGCAGCGACAAGAACCACCCUUCUCGACAUCGGUGUUCACGACCAUGGAGCCAAUACACACUGCUACCACCUCAUCUCCUCUUGCCGCACCGUUCUGGCAUCAGCGCUCAACAUCUGUACCGAGAAUUGGGCCUAGCAGUCUGCCAACCGGACUGUCAAGCGCGAUGCAGAACUCUUGGGCCGCCGGAGACCCGUUUUCGUCUCCUCGGAUGAGAAAAUCUGGCGCAUCAUCUCUGGAUCCGAGCAUUGUUGAGAAUGGCGGCGAGAGCCAGUCUUACAUUGAGGACCCUGGGCAACAGGGCGCCUUCGACAUGCAGCAGCUGCGUGUAGCACUCCCCGUGCUACCUGAAUACCAGCAGGCUCAGGGACGCAACAGCAAAAGACACCACUUGUCCCACAGUUUGAGCCGAUUGAGCAAAGAGUCUUCGUUUCCAAAGGUCAGUCGCAGUGCCUCUGCCACGCACCCCGCGCCCGUGCCUGCGGUUCCCACGGCGUACCCGUCAAGGGGCAGUCGGAGCCUUUCGGUACCCGGCUUUACCCCGAUGCGGGCUUGCCUGACAGCAACCGAGGAUGAGAAUGCCCAUGGACAGUCCGUUGCGCGGUCACUUCCGAGCAGCCAGGCGUGCUGCUCGUCGAAAUUCUCCGUGCGGUACAAGGGCAUGCACACAACUAAGAAUGCCAGCAACGAUACUCUGCCCGACAGACUGAACUGUUCCAUCUGGAUCACCAAUCUUCCCCAAGACAUCACGUACGCGGAGCUGCUCGAGAGCGUCGGAUCCCGUGGCCGCAUCUUCUGCUCCUUCAUCAACAGCCCCGACGGGGUCAAGUUCCACACGGCCGCCGCCAAAGUCGUCUUUUUCAAGCCUGGCCCAGCGCAGAGGCUCCGUGACGAGGCAGCUCAUCCGGGCUUCUACGUCCGCGGCCAUCGAACGCGCAUCACCUUGAACCGUAUCAAGAGCAGCGAGGUGCCCGUGGCUGGACGUAACUGCCGCGUCCUCAUCAUCACCGGGCGAGAUGACUUUGUCAACGAGCAGACGUUGCGCGAGUGGUUCGACAGACGUAUUGUAUGGCAGGGGGACGGGGUUAUUGAGCUCAUCCAUGCGAGGGGCCGGACGGUGCUCGAGUGGCGAUUCGGCUCGUACAGAAAUCAGGCCGAGAUGGCCAAGCUCGCGCUCGAGAAGGACCGCCCGGUGGGCUUGGAACAUGUCGAGUUUGGGUUCGACCCGAAUGAAGUCGGAGCUGAUGACAUGUCGUCGUACGCAAUCGCGGCGGAGCGCAUUCAAGGCAAGUACUGA
Molecule: messenger RNA, 1788 nt
Organism: Purpureocillium takamizusanense
Lineage: Eukaryota; Fungi; Ascomycota; Sordariomycetes; Hypocreales; Ophiocordycipitaceae
Exons: 1
Coding region: 1-1788 (595 amino acids)
Molecular function (GO): nucleic acid binding
Source: RefSeq, a predicted model, not a curated record